AUGGCGUCUCCACAGUGGUCUACCUCCAUGCUGUUGGCUUCACUGAUCCUCCUUCUUUACUGGACGACCUCCUCUGCUCAGUCACAUGACUCCACCUCCAACGACCUCUCAGCCCUCGACAGGUUCAAGAGAAUCCUGUCUGAAGACACCAAAGACAAAACAGAAAAAGUCCUAAAUGUUGUAAAAGACUCUCUAAGUGUAAUGAAAGAUGUGUUGGAUUCCAUUAGAACUGACAAUAUAGCAGGUGUGUUGAAGGGGAUCUCUGGCUUUGCCAGCUUGGCGCCUGGCAUCGGAUCUCUUGUCUCUUCAAUCAUUAUGUUGGUCUUCGUUUUUAUCCCUCAGCGUGACCCGUUGAAGGAAGGGUUUGCUGAGGUGAACAGGAAACUGGACUCUCUCUCCCUCCAGAUCUCCAACCUGGCAACAGAUGUAGAAUGGUUCAACUACGCCAGCGUCUAUUCUCAAGAUGAGGUCCGCAUCCUCAACGCCUGGAAGAAGUUUGAAGAGUUCCGUGAGAACAGUGGGUUGGUAAAAACUGCUGAAGACAGACUCCGACUGGCAGAGAUAUUCACCAACUACUAUGAGAACACAGCAGUUGAGGCCAGUGUGGCCAACCUCUACCAUUACCUGACAGUCAACAGCACGUCUCUCAGUGGAAACCUCAACAAACUGCUGAGGAAGAAGUUUAAAUGUAACAUUGGUGAGAUUGGUAAAUAUAACAUAUAUUUUAGCAGCUUGUUGUGGAGGGGUAUGGUACUCAACCAGCUCUACUGGGAUCUGAUUGGUUUUAGCUCAUCAAGAAAACAAGCUGUACAAACUGAGAUGUUCAAGACCGUCUCUGCAGCUCAAAUAUCAGCUGUGAAGUUCUGUAUGAAAAACUAUACACAGUACAUGGAGAAGGACAUGAAGGAGAUCAGCAAUGAAAUGAGUUCUGACAACAAAACCGCCAUUGCUUACCAGGUGAAAACAUUUCUGGACAAAAAGUACAACUGGUAUAACUGGGUGGUGCUGGCGUUUAACACAAACCAGAAGUCAAAUUUCAUCUUGUAUGAUAUGAAGGAGUUCCAUUCAGCUAAAGUCAUUGUGGCUGUCAGCCCCACCCUGAAAGCAGACAAGUUAUUAGAAGACAUUUUUAAGAACCUUGGCAAUAAAUGCUUUAAAGAUAAACAAUGUGAUCAAGUGCCAGAGCUAAUAAAACAAUGUGUCCAUACACUUGAUGAGCCUAUGGGAAAUUAUGAUCGACUCACAGACUUUGUCAAAGUGACACAUGCCACCUAUGACGACGACUUUGCUCAGUUCCCAGAACCAUUUCAUACAGCUAAAUGUAAGUGGAGUAAAUGGAGUAGCUAUACGAUUUCAAUGUACUUCUCCCGGAGCUUGAGUGUCUGCAGUCAGAGAUGUAACAAUGGAGGAAAGUGUGAGAAGCUGCUGGACUCCAAUGAAUGGCUGUGUAACUGCCCAGAUGGUUUCUAUGGAGACAAAUGUGAAAAAAUAUUUAAAAUCAGCGAGUCUCCAGUGGCUGAUAUAAACCAUCGUGUGCCUGACAUCAGCACCAUUGACAACAAACUGGUCAAGAUGGAGUCCAAACUGGAGGAGGUUCUCAAAACUAUCAAAGAGCAACGUCCCCGUCAGUAG
Messenger RNA from Pelmatolapia mariae (spotted tilapia), 1632 nucleotides. Its product is annotated as SE-cephalotoxin-like. Lineage: Eukaryota; Metazoa; Chordata; Actinopteri; Cichliformes; Cichlidae. The transcript has a single exon. Bases 1 to 1632 code for a protein of 543 amino acids. The record is from RefSeq and is a predicted model, not a curated record.